Molecule: messenger RNA, 2158 nt
Organism: Jatropha curcas
Lineage: Eukaryota; Viridiplantae; Streptophyta; Magnoliopsida; Malpighiales; Euphorbiaceae
Source: RefSeq, a predicted model, not a curated record
UCUAACUCCAACGGUCAACAACUAUCAAAAUUAAAACCGGAGCAGUUUGUCAAUACUUUCCUUCCUCCAAGCAAAAUCCCCCACUUCUUCAAAUUCAAUGAAUCUGAUAUUAUGGUUAGAAUUGGGAAUUUUGCUGUUGUUCUCCGUCUGCUGUCCCAUCGAGUCCAAAUGCACUAAAGGCUGCGAUUUGGCUCUGGCUUCCUAUUAUGUCCGGCCGUCGACAAACCUCACGUUCAUAGCGAACGCUUUGAGAUCAGAAAUUUUACAAUCUCCAUAUCAAAUCAUCGAGUGCAACAAAAAUCGACACCCGGCCUCUAACAGAAUCAACGUCCCCUUCCCUUGCGAUUGCAUCGCUGGUGAAUUUCUCGGCCACGUUUUUCACUAUAAUAUAACACCCAGCGAUACUUAUGACGUCAUCGCCGAGUAUCGAUAUUCGAACUUGACUUCAGUUCCCUGGUUGGAGAGGUUCAAUUUCUAUGCUGGUAGUAUGAUACCAGAAGAUGCUGUCAUUAAUGUUACGGUGAAUUGCUCGUGCGGGGAUAGCUCAGUUUCCAAGGAUUAUGGGUUGUUUAUCACGUACCCUCUUCGGCCUGAGGAUGGGUUGUCAUCCAUUGCCAGUCAGUUCAAUAUUUCUGCUGAUUUGCUGCAGAGAUAUAAUGUUGGUGCCAAUUUCAGUGCCGGAAAUGAUUUGGUCUAUAUUCCAGGCAAAGAUGAAAAAAAUAGUUACCGGCCAUUGUCAUCAAGGACAAUUGGGUUUGGAGUUGUUGCUGGCUUGUCCACAGCAACAACAGUAGCUGUUGUAUUUUUAUUAGCAGUUUGUAUAUACGUUCGAUUUUACACAAGGAAGAAGGCUAAGGAGGCAAUACUUCUUAAGAAAACAUCUCCAGAUCUCUCUACUAAUGCUCCUAGAAGUAAUUCGGAUGGACUUGUUGAAUCAACUGGUCUGGCUCCAUCUUCAGGUUCCACAAUCAUAACAUUGAAAAAACCGGUGGAGUUCUCAUACAAAGAACUUGCCCAGGCUACUGAUAACUUCAAUGUGGCUAAUAAGAUUGGCAAAGGUGGGUUUGGGUCUGUCUACUAUGCAGAACUGAGAGGCGAGAAAGUGGCAAUUAAGAAGAUGGAUAUGAAAGCUUCUACAGAAUUUUUAGCUGAACUAAAGGUCUUAGUACGUGUUCAUCACAUUAACCUGGUCCGAUUGAUUGGAUACUGUGUUGAGAGAUCUCUUUUUCUAGUUUAUGAAUACAUUGAGAAUGGCAACCUAAGCCAACAUUUGCGGGGCUCUGACAGGGAUCCACUGUCAUGGUCUACCAGGGUACAAAUUGCCCUUGAUUCAGCUAGAGGACUCGAAUAUAUCCAUGAAAGGACUUAUGAUCAUUAUGUUCAUUGUGAUAUUAAGCCAGAAAACAUACUGAUUGACAAGAGCUUCCAAGCAAAGGUUGGAGAUUUUGGUUUAACAAAAUUUGUUGAGGUUGGAAGUGCUCUGCGACCUGCACGUCUUGUGGGUACAUUUGGAUACAUGCCACCAGAGUAUGGUGAAAGUGGCACUAUUUCUCCAAAAGCUGAUGUUUAUGCCUUUGGGAUUGUUCUUUAUGAACUUAUUUCUGGGAAGGAAGCCAUCGUGGAGACAAAUGAUUCCAGCCUUCAAUUUAGGGGCCUUUAUGCAUUGUUUGAUAAAGCUUUUAAACAGCCUGAUCCUAGAGAAGACAUCCGAAAAUUGGUUGAUCCAAGGCUUGGAGAUCGCUAUCCAUUCGAUGCACUUAAAAGGAUGGCACAGCUGGCCUGGGCAUGCACACAAGAUGAUCCUCAAUUACGUCCAAGUAUGGAAUCUGUUGUUCUUGCCUUAACGACCCUUUCAUAACAAAUGGUUUCGGAUUUUGGCUGCUUAAGCGAAAACCGAGCUUUUGUCAAUAGAAGAGAAAAUAUUUCAUUUACGAAGGUAAAGGACUAUGGUCAACAAAUAUUUUUUUCUUUUGCCUUGUAUCAUUAGAUCUUCCAUUCUGGCUUGAUCAUGAUGAAGCUGGUGCUUGUUCUAGCUAGCUCUGUUUAGCACUCUAUUUUACCAAAAAAAAAAAAAAAGUCUAGUUAUUUGAAAUUGCUGACUGCAUACAGUAAUAAUAGUGAAUUGGAUUUUAUUUCUGGUGGUGUUUUGUUAUAAAAC